Molecule: messenger RNA, 1879 nt
Organism: Scophthalmus maximus (turbot)
Lineage: Eukaryota; Metazoa; Chordata; Actinopteri; Pleuronectiformes; Scophthalmidae
Gene: acaa2
Product: acetyl-CoA acyltransferase 2
Exons: 10
Coding region: 163-1353 (396 amino acids)
Biological process (GO): fatty acid beta-oxidation
Molecular function (GO): acetyl-CoA C-acetyltransferase activity
Source: RefSeq, a predicted model, not a curated record
AGAAGAAGAAAUACGACGAGCGGGGUGAACCUUUAGAUUUGGGGUAAAGGUCGCAGUUCCCUCGGGCUCUUUUAUUUGCCCUGGUCGGACUCACGGUGUCACAACAAAUAUAUCAGAGGAAAAGGUCUGAUCGUGGCGGCGGUGGGUUGUUGAAUCACCAUCAUGGCACUGCUCAGAGGUGUAUUUAUUGUAGCUGCCAAGCGCACUCCAUUCGGUACCUACGGUGGUGUGUUGAAGGAUCACAGUGCGACAGACUUGGCUGAGCAUGCAGCCAAAGCGGCCCUCGCUGCAGGGGGUGUGGCCCCAGAGCUCAUCAACAGUGUCAUCAUGGGGAACGUCAUGCAGAGCUCAGCCGAUGCACCCUACAUUGCUCGUCACGUGGGUCUGCGGUGCGGUGUUCCUAUCCCAGUGCCUGCACUCACUGUGAACAGACUGUGUGGAUCUGGUUUCCAGGCCAUCAUCAGUGGUGCUCAUGAGAUUUGCCUUAAGGAGUCAGAGGUGGUCCUGUGUGGAGGUUCAGAGAGUAUGAGCCAGGCCCCAUACGCUGUUCGCAACAUACGAUUUGGUACAAGGUUUGGAGUCGAUCUCAAGCUAGAAGACACUUUGUGGGCCGGUCUGACUGACCUGCAUAUCAAAAUCCCGAUGGGCAUCACGGCAGAAAACCUUGCGGAGAAAUACCAGAUCACACGAGAAGAAUGCGACAACUACGCGUUCCAGACGCAACAGAGGUGGAAGGCCGCUCACGAGGCUGGUUGUUACACAGCCGAAAUUGCUCCCAUUGAUGUGAAAGCCAAGAAAGGCAAAGUGUCCAUGGCUCAGGACGAACACCCUCGGCCUCAGACCACAUUAGAACAGUUUGCAAAACUGCCCCCUGUCUUCAAGAAGGGGGGGACUGUUACGGCUGCCAAUGCUUCGGGUGUAUCUGAUGGUGCUGCUGCUUUGGUGAUUGCAAGUGAGGAUGCGCUGAAGGAUCACAAGCUCACUCCACUGGCCAGAAUCGUUUCGUAUCAUGUGUCAGGCUGUGACCCGAGCAUUAUGGGAAUUGGCCCCGUCCCAGCGAUCACAGAGGCUCUUAAAAAAGCCGGACUGACUCUCAAUGACAUGGAUCUUGUGGAGGUGAAUGAGGCCUUUGCCCCUCAGUACCUGGCUGUUGCCAAGGCUCUUGGACUGGAUCCAGAGAAAAGCAACACUAAUGGUGGCGCUAUUGCCAUUGGACAUCCUCUCGGUGCUUCUGGAGCUCGCAUCACUGCUCACCUGGCUCAUGAGCUCAGGCGACGAGGAGGCAAGUACGCUGUUGGAUCUGCCUGCAUCGGUGGGGGUCAAGGCAUCGCCAUCGUCCUAGAAAAUUACUAACUAAAGAAGCCAGUAUCAGAACAAUUACUGUCGAGGAAUGUCCCACACAUACUUUCUCCACUCCAACAAAAUAAAAUUCAGUUUACACAUGCUGAAGGAUUUUUUUCUUCCUAAUGUUCUCCUAUCACGAAGCACUGCUGCUUAGGGCUUCCUUCACACUCAUUUUUUUAUUAUUACUUACUCUUUUUACUUCUUUCGAUCUAUUUAUACAAAAUACACAAUAUAUGUUUCAAUACAGUGUUGCCUUGGAAGGCCUGUGAUAAUUGUAGAUCAGAGAUUGCUCCUUGGUCUCAUAAACCAUGUAGCUUAUCAUUAACUUAUAAGGUACAGUUUGCGCCGGGUUAGAGUCAUGUUUGAAGAAACUCAUGUUUGCCUUAAAAUGCUUUAUCACACCUUUAUCAGUGAUCCGUAUUGCCAGAAAAUAUGUCUGACUUGUGAUGACUUCAGCAAAAACUAAUUUUGUAUUUUUCUGUGUCAAGGAACCUCAAACUGAAUUUUGAAAAAAUAAAUAAAGUUUUCAUCAGCA